Messenger RNA from Acanthamoeba castellanii str. Neff, 831 nucleotides. RefSeq lists its product as uncharacterized. NCBI's taxonomy places the organism in Eukaryota, Discosea, Longamoebia, Acanthamoebidae. Bases 1 to 831 code for a protein of 276 amino acids. The record is from RefSeq and is a predicted model, not a curated record. The transcript is spliced from 3 exons.
AUGCCUCCUUCGGCCGUGCCCCCGGCCGCACAGCUUACCCCGCAGGCCGCGGCCGCCAUCGCAGCUGCCAACGCUGCCGCUGCCCUCCACCGAGCGCCCGCGGCCUUCCCUUAUCCGAACGCUCUGCCCAUGUCGGCCAGGGUUCCGCCGUUCAUGAUGGGCUACCCGGGCGUGAUGCCAACAGCGGCGGGUGUCCGCCCCAAUGCGACGCCACCACAGGCGGGCCUCUUGCCGUCGCUGCUCACGCAAGUGCAGGCGGCCUCGGCCAGCAGCGUCGGCAACGCCUACCAGCCCCAGUUCCCAACGACGCCCAUGUCCGCCAACACCGCCGCUACCACUCCUACGCCCGCCGUGUCAUCACAAAUCGACAACGACCAGCAGAUGCAGCAGCGGGAGAAGCGGGAGGCGGAAGAGCGGGAACGGCGCGCGGCCGAGGAGAAGGAGACCAAGCGCCGGGAGGCGGAAGAGAAAGAACGCAAGCGCAGGGAGGCGGCGAAAAAGGAGGAAGACCCCAAGGCCAAGGAAGAGCGGGAAGCGCGGGAGAAGAAGAAGCGGAAGGAGCUCAAGGCCAAGAUAUCGAAGCUGAUCAUCCAGUGUCUCGAGUACUACUACAAGCAGAAGCGCAUCGCCUCCAAGGAGGACUUCAAGUACCUGUCGCGUACCUGGACGCACAAGGUCAUGGAGAAGGGCAAGGGCGAGUUCAACGCCGACAAGAUCAGGAAGUUCGUGCACAACUACUUCCAGACCAACCCGGGCGUGUACAAGCGCAAGGAGGGUGAGGCUGAGCGAGGCCACAAGAAGUCGCGAUCUGGCGCGGGCCAAGGUGUGUAG